Messenger RNA from Westerdykella ornata, 2349 nucleotides. RefSeq lists its product as uncharacterized. The coding region runs from base 1 to 2349 and encodes 782 amino acids. NCBI's taxonomy places the organism in Eukaryota, Fungi, Ascomycota, Dothideomycetes, Pleosporales, Sporormiaceae. The transcript has a single exon. The record is from RefSeq and is a predicted model, not a curated record.
AUGCCGUUGGAAUUGGGAUUCCAGGCCAAUGCUGGGCCUUUGACUCAGAUCAGCAUCCAGCUUCUCAGUAUGGAGACAGCCUAUCAUCUCGCGGUCAGUACCAUAGGCUGGUGGAAAGCACGUCGAAAGGCCGAUACGCUCAAUGCUAUACUCGAUGCUCGAAUGGCAUCUCUCGCACCGAUAGCGACCUUUAAUAUGCGGAACUACACCAUCAUGAGACGGAAGCAUCCUAUGUUUGGAGUAGCGCGGCAACCCAAAGGUGCCCUGGUAUCCGUGGAGCUUCCGGCCGCUAGUAGUAGCGAUUAUGGGACCACUGGUCUCUGCUGUCUCUACGCACUUGUAACAGCACUACUCUGCUUCUACGACCAGAAGUCCGUUGUAUCAAUUCUCAUGGAGCUUCUUCCCGACCAUCUACUCCACUACGAUCAAGACGACGUUCGGCUGUCAAAAGAACCCGGUCCCUUAUACACCGCUGUACGAGCCUUUGUCGUGGAAGUGGCGAAAGAAGAGGCGAAUGGCAAGGCUACUCGCACUCUUCAACGGGCUGUUGAUGAUCUCAGACUGAUUCUUGGAGAGACACCACGCGUUUGCUAUGACAGCCUAAAAAACAGCGAUUGCCGCGAAGUGAUGGCCUUCUUGGAGUGGCUGGCCGUGCCUUAUUCGAAACGCCAAUGUCAUCUGUAUCCUACUCGGAGCUUUCUAGUCUGGGCUCUCGCGGAGGUGCUCUCGAUCCUGGGUUUCGAACUGCACGUCUCCAAGAUCGUCAUCACUUCACCAGAGCAGUAUCUCGCCACCUUUGAGAGGGACAAUAAUAUCGAUGAAAUGGGAAUUUACUUCGUCCCAGUAUCUGUUGGGCGCACAGAUCCCUUCCUCGCCGGUCAAAUUUCCUCGAAGGAGAUUAUUCCAACAUCUACGGUGCGAAUCAUUGCCAUCCAUGCCAUUCCGCGAAUGGAGUUGGGGCAAUUCUUAAUGCACGACUCCAAACAGAUGGAUACGCUGAUUGAGGCCUGGAUAUUUACGUUCAAUCAUUUUCAGGAUCAGAGCACAGAUAAGUUCACCGUUGAUCUUAGUCAACAUCAGAAGGCGGCGCUGGAGCCUUUCAAUCAUAAGGAUCUGGAAUUCGGAUUGGUUUCGCUUGUAUACCAGUCCCUCAAACGUCCUGUCGCAAAGUUCGUCCAGGCGACGUGUCCUGACUGCCCACCUCUUCGACGGGAUUCGUUCAUGGAAGAACACUGUUCAAGAUCUUGCUGGCUUGAAGAAGGUCGCCACAAUGAAGAGGGAAGGCUGAUGCUGAGAAUCAUUUACAUGGCAGCAGCAUACUCACUAGCCUGUCGGUAUGUAAAGGACACCAACGGCCGUGCUGACCUCAAUAUCGAAGUCGGAUACGAACCAUCAAAGUCCGAAAGUAUUGGCGAAUUCCUCGCUAUGAAGCCAACUUGGCAUGAUUGGUUUAUGAACCACUAUCAUAUCUUCCGGCCUUACUCCUGCGACAGCGACGAGCUAUUGUUUAAAUUGGCUUACGCGAUGUGCGGAUCGCCUGUAUCCCGGCAGCAUUCGACAAAGCCCAUAGAAUACUAUGGAUGCCAUGUCAACGGCCUGACUCUGUUAUCCAAAUUUCCGCAGGCUCCUGUCAACAGUCGCUCGCCUUACACCUUCCACCUUCGCUUCGGCCAACCUCUGGAUCUACCCGUGCAAGACAAUCUCAUUAUAAGUCGCGACAAGGCGACACGUCUGAAAGGGAAGACCAUCCAAAUGCCUCCCUCAGACCCGGAGGAGCUUUUGGAGCCAGACUGCAACGAUCUGGUCCGUUGGGACGUUGAACCUGACUGGGAAGAUUCGGAAUUGGAUAUCCACUACCAGUGCCGUACACAAGGCAUCAGAAAGCUUUCCGUCCCCCUUCCGCUGAUGAAGACGUCACUCAAAGCCAUGCAGGAUACCAUUUGUGAGCAUCCAUGCCAGGACCCUAUUUCACAGCACGCGCAUCAACUGGAUCGUAACGCCAUCCUUGCGAGGCACGAACAGUCCCUCUCCUGCCACAUCGUCCGCUACAAAAGCAUCCGCCAACAAGGCUACUCCCGGAUUCUUCUGGAGCCACGCAAACUGCUCGGCUGUGUGAAUCAGAAACCCACGGUGGUCAUCUUAGAAACGUUUAGCGACCCAGUUGAGCACUGGCUAGCGCUCAACACGGAGUGCCAGGCUACGUCUGAGAUCCCGUUUCCGAAUGUGCGGCGGAUUAUAUCGGAUUGCUUGCAGUGCGGGUUGGAUGCUGCGGGGAGGAUUCCGAGGGUUAUGCUGGACACGGUUGUCAUUCUUGUUGUGACGCCUCGAGGUUGUGUCUUGAGCGGUUAA